Molecule: messenger RNA, 1197 nt
Organism: Fopius arisanus
Lineage: Eukaryota; Metazoa; Arthropoda; Insecta; Hymenoptera; Braconidae
Product: leucine-rich repeat transmembrane neuronal protein 4
Exons: 3
Coding region: 28-945 (305 amino acids)
Cellular component (GO): plasma membrane
Molecular function (GO): protein binding
Source: RefSeq, a predicted model, not a curated record
UCAGUUUCCAGUAUUUAUUCUACAACAAUGUCGAGUGUUUGGGCUCUGGGGCUCUUGUUUUUCGUAAAGUCCAUUGAAAUUGUGCAAUCUAGGUGUUCCAAGUCCCAGUAUGAAUCAGGACCUGGUUACUGGCUGAAAUGCUCCAACGGUACCAUAGCAGAUGUAUCCAACGAGGAGGGACUCUCUGCAAUAACGAUGUUAAACUCAAACAUGAAAUACAUCUCGGCAAACUCAUUUAUAAAGCACCGAGGAACUCUGAUUGUACUCAACCUCCAGAAUUGCGAGAUAUCUGACGUGCAUCCCCUCACGUUCUCCAUAUUUCCAAAAUUGAAAAAGCUGAGUCUCUCCCACAAUAAAUUACAACACCUCAGCAAUUCCUGGUUCGCAGACAUUCCAAAUCUCGAACAACUCGACUUCACGUACAAUCAGAUCGAAACGAUUCAAACAGAUUUUUUCAAACGAAUCCCGAGUCUCCGACUGUUGAGUCUGGAUGGAAAUCAUCUGAAUUGUCUCAAUCCGAAGGAGUUGGAGCCCCUGGGAAGUCUCGCUAAAAUAAGAAUCUUGGAGAAUCCCCUAUCACUCCUCUGUCGUCAAAAAUUGACCCUAUGGCUGAAGGAUCAUGGAAUAAAUUACUGGAAUGAGGGCCCAAUCGGAAUGGAAAGUUGGCUGGACAGUUUGCUCUGGCGGUGUGCCAUUCAGAGCGAUCUCAUUGCUAAUUCCGAGGAAAAAAUGAGACAGUGCGUCGUCCUGGGGAUGUUCAAUCAAUUUCGAGAGGCUGUUGUUAACUUGCAAGAUUAUCAGGAUAUCAAAAACACAUGCGUCAGGGAGAGAAAGGCUUUUAUCAAUUCUCUGAUUGAUUCCAAAUUGCCUGGAGAAAUUCUGACGAAUGCGGGAGUCAUUGAGAGGAUGAUUGGAGUUGUUGGGAGUGUCCUGAUCAAUAACUAGGAUUGGCAUUCGGAAAUUCUGGGGAUUAUUACAUUGUUUCUAGGCUGGUUGGGGAAUUCACAGGACAAGAGUAUCUGCUCGAAACUAGUGAUAAGUAUGUUUCUCAGACCAAGGCUACUAUCGAUCCAGUCGAUUUCAACACAAUAUCGUUGUUUCACUUUGCGAUACUAAACCGCAGGUUUUAACAUUUUUUUGUAAUCAUUUCUGCCAUUUUUCCUCAAUUUUUUUCUCUCAUUGUUCCCCAAUUUUUUA